Gastrolobium bilobum is the source of this 2672-nucleotide messenger RNA. RefSeq names its product U-box domain-containing protein 35-like. The transcript is spliced from 10 exons. Gene Ontology annotation, molecular function: protein kinase activity; ATP binding. NCBI's taxonomy places the organism in Eukaryota, Viridiplantae, Streptophyta, Magnoliopsida, Fabales, Fabaceae. The record is from RefSeq and is a predicted model, not a curated record. Gene Ontology annotation, biological process: protein phosphorylation. Bases 195 to 2336 code for a protein of 713 amino acids.
UGGCGGUGGCUAUAGAUAAGGAUAAAGGAAGCCAACACGCUCUUAAAUGGGCUGCUGAUAAUCUUCUUAGCAGAGGUCAAACUGUUCUUCUAAUCCACGUUUUGCAUCGCCAAUCCUCUCCUGUUUCCAGAGGAGGUAGCCAUGCCAUAGUAUGUAACAUCAACAGUUCAGAUGCAUCUCCACAGAGACACCAAAUGGAUAACACUACCAAAGAUCUGUUUCUUACAUUCCAUUGUUAUUGUACACGCAAAGAUAUACAAUGCCUUGAUGUCCUACUUGAAGACUCUGACGUGGUGAAAGCAAUAACAGAAUAUGUCUCUUAUGCUGCAAUUGAGAACUUGGUGGUUGGUGCAACAUCAAGGCAUGGUUUUAUUAGAUUUAAGUCAUCAAGUACACCAAGCAACAUAUCAAAGGGGUCGCCAGAUUUCUGUACCGUGUUUGUCAUUUCUAAGGGGAAAAUCUCCUCAGUUAGGAAUGCUUCUCGUCCAGCCCCACAUACCUCACCACUUCUGAGCCAUAUAUAUAAUCUAAAUAACCAGGAUGGAAAUCAACCUGAGAUGCCCUCUAGACGUAUAAAUUCGAGAGACAGGACAUCAAUCAAACCUCACAGCUGGAUGGAUGAGUCCAUUAAGUCACCAUUUGCAAGAGGAAGAGACUCGAGUGUAAUGUCAUGCAUGGACUUUGCAGAAUCAGAUACGGACAUAUCAUUUGUAAGCUCUGAGAGGCCAAGCAGUGGAUGUUCAUCCUAUGUUUAUGACUGUAUUGACUCGGGCAGAACUUCACGAAUUUCUACCAGUUCAGAUCAUAGAGUUUCUACUAGUUCAGAUCGUAGAGUUUCUACCAGUUCAGAUCGUAGCUUUGGAUCUGUCCGAUUGGGACUCAAGUUCCCUGAGUCCGGUUCACCAGAUACGUCGUUUUCACAUGAAAGCAAUAGAACAUCGUUUUCAUAUUCAUCACAGAACAUGGAUGAAGCAGAAACUGAUAUGAGGAGGCUGAAGCUUGAGUUAAAGCAAACGAUGGAAAUGUACAGUACAGCAUGCAGAGAAGCACUUACAGCACAACAGAAGUUAAUGGAGCUGAACAACUGGAGAAUUGAGGAAGAAAAAAAAAUAGAAGAGACACGAUUGGGCGAGGAAGCAGCUCUGGCAAUUGCGGAGAAAGAGAAAGCAAGAAGUAAGGCAGCCAUGGAAACAGCUGAAGCAGCUAAGAAAAUUGCAGAGGUGGAAUCACAUAGAAGAGCAAGUGUUGAAGUUAAAUCUCUUAAAGAAGUAGAGGAAAUGAAGAAACUAUUGGACAAUCUAGCCCAAACUGAUGAAAGAUAUAGGAAAUACACUAUUGAGGAGAUUGAAGCAGCCACGAACUUCUUCUCUGAAUCUCUGAAAAUCGGGGAAGGAGGUUAUGGCCCUGUUUAUAACUGUUACCUUGAUCACACUCCAGUGGCGGUCAAGGUUCUACGUCCAGAUGCUGCUCAAGGGAAGUCACAGUUUCAGCAAGAGGUUGACAUACUUAGCUGUAUGCGCCACCCUAAUAUGGUGCUUCUUCUAGGAGCGUGUCCAGAGUAUGGCAUAUUGAUAUAUGAAUAUAUGGCUAAUGGAAGCUUAGAAGAUUGUCUCUUUCGAAAAAGGAACAGGAGUGUUCUGUCUUGGCAGCUGAGGUUCCGAAUUGCUGCAGAGAUAGCGACGGGCUUGCUAUUCCUCCAUCAGACAAAGCCUGAGCCUUUGGUGCAUCGUGAUCUGAAACCAGGCAACAUUUUGUUAGACCAGAAUUAUGUAACUAAGAUUAGUGAUGUGGGAUUGGCAAGACUUGUCCCUGCUGUAGCUGAAAAUGUAACACAAUGCUGCAUGACAUCAGCGGCUGGAACUUUCUGUUAUAUUGAUCCUGAGUAUCAGCAAACAGGAAUGCUUGGUGUCAAAUCCGAUGUUUAUUCUCUGGGGAUCAUAUUUCUUCAAUUAUUGACAGGCAAGCCACCAAUGGGAUUGGCUCACCAUGUUGAACAAUCUAUUGAGAAUGACACGUUUGGGGAAAUGCUUGACCCAUCGAUCACUGACUGGCCUCUUGAACAAGCCUUGUGCCUUGCAAAGAUAGCUGUCAACUGUGCACAACUCAGGCGAAAAGAUCGGCCAGACCUUGGCAUAGAGGUGUUGCCAGAGCUCAAUAAAUUGAGAGAGUUUGCCGAAGAAAAUAUGAGUCUCAUCUUUUUAGGAGGCACUAGUUCUAUUGCGCCUUCCCCCAACCACAGUGAAGCUUCCCUGCAACAGGAGGUGAUGAGCGACCCGCGGCUUGUACAUUCAGGAAGCUCAUCAACUCCAUCAACGCCCACAGAAGCGAAGUCUUAAGCAGGUUUAAAUAAAAUAUAUAGAUAUUAAAUAGACGAGACCUCACUCUAUAAUGUAGAGUAAAAGCUGUCUGUUUCGAUGAACAUGCAGGCUCACCUGAACUAAACACUCCGGCAGAAGAGGAAUCAAACCAAAAUUUGUUUCCCUGGCUGAAGCUGAUAAUACAUCCAAGUUAUUCAAGACAAUAUAUACUCACACAAAAAGUAAGGCAUUUGUUCUAGGCUAGUAAAUUAUCCUUCAUUUAACUUAGAUCCCCAUGAGUGAGGUUUCAGAAGACACACAGGGCAAAUGAUAAUCCCAUUUUUUGUAAUAUGUAAAUAUGUUAGAGAAUGUAAA